AUGGCUGCUAUUAAAGUUGGUAUUAACGGUUUCGGUAGAAUCGGUAGAUUAGUCAUGAGAAUUGCCUUGGCUAGAAAAGACAUUGAAAUUGUCGCUGUCAACGAUCCAUUCAUUGGUGCUGAAUAUGCUGCUUACAUGUUCAAAUACGACUCCACCCACAGAACCUACGAAGGUGAAGUUAAAGCUGAAGGUGAUGCUUUGAUCAUUGAUGGUCACAAGAUCCACGUCUUCCAAGAAAGAGACCCAAUUAACAUUCCAUGGGGUAAGAACGAUGUUGAAUACGUCAUUGACUCCACUGGUGUUUUCACCAAGAUUGAAGGUGCUCAAAAACACAUUGAUGCUGGUGCCAAAAAAGUUAUCAUCACUGCUCCAUCUGCUGAUGCUCCAAUGUUCGUUGUUGGUGUUAACGAAGACAAAUACACCCCAGACUUGAAGAUCAUCUCCAACGCUUCUUGUACCACUAACUGUUUGGCUCCAUUGGCUAAAGUUAUUAACGAUACCUUCGGUAUUGCUGACGGUUUGAUGACCACUGUCCACUCCAUCACUGCUACCCAAAAGACCGUUGACGGUCCAUCCCACAAAGACUGGAGAGGUGGUAGAACUGCUUCUGGUAACAUUAUUCCAUCUUCUACUGGUGCUGCUAAAGCCGUCGGUAAAGUUAUCCCAGAAUUGAACGGUAAAUUGACUGGUAUGUCUUUGAGAGUUCCAACCACCGAUGUUUCCGUUGUUGAUUUGACUGUUAACUUGAAGAAAGAAGCUACUUACGAAGAAAUUUGUGCUGCUGUCAAGAAAGCUGCUGAAGGUCCAUUGAAGGGAGUUUUAGGUUACACUGAAGAUGCCGUUGUCUCUUCCGACUUCUUGACUUCUUCUUACUCCUCUGUCUUUGAUGCUAAAGCCGGUAUCUUGUUGACCCCAACUUUCGUCAAAUUGAUCUCCUGGUACGAUAACGAAUACGGUUACUCCACCAGAGUUGUUGACUUGUUGCAACACGUUGCUAAAGUUUCUGCUUAA
Molecule: messenger RNA, 1011 nt
Organism: Candida tropicalis MYA-3404
Lineage: Eukaryota; Fungi; Ascomycota; Pichiomycetes; Serinales; Debaryomycetaceae
Gene: TDH3
Product: glyceraldehyde-3-phosphate dehydrogenase (phosphorylating)
Exons: 1
Coding region: 1-1011 (336 amino acids)
Biological process (GO): glucose metabolic process
Molecular function (GO): NAD binding; oxidoreductase activity, acting on the aldehyde or oxo group of donors, NAD or NADP as acceptor; NADP binding
Source: RefSeq, a predicted model, not a curated record